GCCGUUUACACGACCACGUUUUUUGAAAGAAAAAUUGCAAUAGGUACCGGUUUAUUGCAAAUACAACAGUUCAUAGCAGCGUUCACGACAGUCGCCAUGAGCUGAGUAACAGCGCGUCGAUUUUCGUGUCUUGUCAAGAUCCAGUCUCUCACCACUCCAAGACACCGAGUUGGAUUUAUGUGUUGCUUUCAAAUUCACGGUGCGCCGUGAAUUCCCCUGUUGCAAAAAUGGGCGGCCUUUUGGAAAAGAACUCGUCCUUGGUGAGGAAACGCAUCGAAGACCAUAAAUUUGAAGACGAAGGAGGAGAAGAAUAUGAAGGAAGCGAGUUUAAUGGUUUCGGCGAUUACUUUCGGCGCAAAAAGAUUAAGCUACAAAACCUUGAUGCCGCAAUGCGCGAGAGUUCCGACAAGCCGCAGAUAUUCAAGGGCAUAGUCGCCCAUGUCACAGGAUAUACGCAGCCGCCGCUCCAUAUCUUACAUCGCCAAAUCGUUGAGCAUGGCGGCGGCUUUUUGCAAUACUUGGACUCCAAGACCAUGGCAACCCACAUCAUUGCGUCGACUCUGCCGCCGAAAAAAACGGUGGAUUUCAGCAGAUAUAGAAUUGUCAAGCCGGCAUGGAUCACCGAUUCUAUUGCGGCUGGGAAGUUGCUGCCAUGGGGCGAGUAUCGAGUCUUGGACGAAGGCCCUCGACAAAAAGUGCUGAAAUUCGAUGGCUCAAAGGGUUUAACUCAGGCUAGCCCUGUUGCUAAGAAAGGAUACAGCGAGCAGAUCGACAAUAGCUUCUAUACUUCUCAGCUCAAAGGUGCCGGUCCCGAGAGUCAGAGAUGGAGCCAAGUCGUACAGCAAGCCGGAAAUACAAGCGCAGCAAAAGACACCGACCCAGAUACAAGUCUUUCAGGCACAAAUGAUCAAGGUUCAGAUGCCGUUGAUGGAGAUGUGGUAAAAACUGAGGCCCCAGACCCCCCUGCCGCUCAAGGCAUCCCGCCGCCGCCAAGCAAACCCGUUGGUGAAAUGACGUCUGAGGAGCACAAUGCCUGGGUACUUUCAGACCCAAAGCUGCGAGAGGCGUCGUGUCAAAAUCCUAAUUUUCUACAAAAGUUUUAUGCAGAGAGUCGACUACAUCAUCUCUCUACAUGGAAAGCGGAACUCAAGUCAUCUAUGCAAAAGCUGGCUACAGAAAAGGGCUUAACUGAAAGGAAGUCCAAGUCUAAGCCUGGAUCGCGCAAGUACAUCAUGCAUGUCGACUUUGACAGCUUCUUCUGCGCCGUUUCGCUUAAGAAAUACCCCGAAUACACUACCCUACCUACAGUUGUCGCCCAUGGAUCUGGCUCUAGCUCGGAAAUUGCGAGCUGCAACUACCCCGCGCGCGAAUUCGGUAUCAAGAAUGGCAUGUGGAUGAAGCGGGCCAUGGAAAUGUGCCCAGAUCUCAAGGUGAUACCAUAUGACUUCCCGGCAUAUGAGAAUGCCAGUCGCCUAUUCUAUGAGGCCAUCAUGGAGGUAGGUGGCAUUGUCCAAAGCGUCAGUAUAGAUGAGGCCCUCAUCGAUGCUACCGAUGUUAUUUUGAACGGAUUGGGCUCUCAAGGCACAACUAUCCGUGAGAGCAGCAUACGCUCGGAACAAGAAAAGGCAGAGGAACUAGCCUUGGAUCUUCGCAGGAAAAUCAAGGAAAAUGCUGGCUGCGAGGUUUCUGUUGGUAUCGGCAGCAAUAUCCUACAUGCAAAAAUAGCAUUGCGGCGCGCCAAGCCAGCUGGCCAAUAUCUGAUGAAACCAGAAGAGGUCCUUGAUGUUAUUGGCGAACUCAAGGUGGAUCAGCUGCCGGGCGUUUCGUACAAUCUGCGCAGCAAGCUCGAAGAGCUCGGUAUAACCCUGGUCAAGCAUAUUAGAGAAACAACCAAAGAGAGAUUGGUUGCAUCGCUUGGCCCCAAGACGGGCGAGAAGCUAGCAGACUACGCCAAGGGAAUCGACCAUGCUGAAGUUGGGCCACAGCCGCCGCGAAAGUCUGUGUCUGCAGAGGUCAGCUGGGGUAUUCGGUUUAUCCAUCAAGCCGAAGCCGAGGAAUUUGUUUUCAAUCUUUGCAAAGAACUAGAAAAGCGUCUGCUGAACGAACAAGUCAAGGGCACAAAUCUCACAGUCAAGAUUAUGAGACGGGCGCUUGAUGCGCCUCUUGACCCAGCGAAGCAUCUUGGACAUGGGAAAUGUGACACUUUCAACAAAAGCAUUACGUUUGGCGUAGCAACAAACAAUUAUGAGAUUAUUGGUAAAGAAGCAGUCUCGGUGCUUCGAUCGUACCGGUUCAAUGUUGGCGAUCUCCGUGGUCUCGGUGUGCAAAUGACCAAGCUUGAACCGAUAAAAGCAGGCACCUUGAAAACUGAUGGCAGCCAGAAGCGGCUCAGCUUUGGUGUGGUUGCUGGUCCUUCGGAGCCACGGCGCGCCCGUCAAGAAGAUAUUGACGAUAUUGAAUCCCCAACGAAACCUCGAUCUGCCGAGAAGGCUUACCGUGAAAAUGACCCGAUUGCGGACGACCCUUUGACACCGCGGAAGGCCAAAGUUCACCCAGCAAUGGCGCUUGCGCGAGCUGGGGAGAAGGAUAAAAAGGCAAACAGCCCCCUAAAUAUCAGCGGAACCCAGUUUAUCAUCCCGAAUAACGUCGACCCAAGCGUUCUUGCAGAGCUACCAAACGAUAUCCGAAGCAAAUUAAUGGGACAGCGGCCGAAAUCAGGAACACCAAGAUCAGAGUCGCCGCUUGCAAGAUCUCGACCAGAGUCCCCUGCUCCUGAAGCAUUACCGUCGCAAGUAGACCCUGAAGUCUUUAAUGCUCUGCCCGAUGACAUGAAAGCAGAGGUUCUUGCAUCAUAUGGCCGUCACCCACAGUCUCACUUAUAUGCACAGUCACCUAUUCGACCUAAACCAGCCGUCCCCAAGAAACCGCCUAGUCCGUCCAAACGAGGCGGUAUCCGAGGGUUGUUUGGAAAAGCACGGCGACAAGACGAUGCUCGGGCUGGUGUUGUGCAGACUAGCUUUGCCAGCGCGGCCCCAAACAAUGACGAACCCCCAGAAGAAGAACUAGAGGAAAUCGAUCCCGAAUUCUUAGCCGAAUUGCCGGAGGAUGUGCGUAAGGAAGUCAUUGCCGAUCACCGGCGCCGUAUGCUUGCACAGCGUUCGGGCCUUAAUGCUCCUCUGAAACGACCAACAGAGAAUGUUGAGCCUAGAACCGGAGGCCAGCAAAAGAUUGAGUUUCCCGCAGCGCCCUCUAAAGUCACAUUUGCCAGCUCUGGCAUUUCUACAACGCAGGAAGUCAAGGACAUGAUUGAAGCAUGGCAUGCGGAGACAAAGGACGAUGGACCACACAAGGGCGAUGUUGACGUAUUUGAAAAGUACCUCGUGCGCGUCGUGCAAGAGGAGAGAGACAUGGAGAAAGCAUCGAGCUUGGUAAAGUGGUUGAAUGUGAUAGUCGACCAAGCGACAGCAAACAUGGGCAAAGAGGCGUGGAGAGCUUCCCUGAGGUCCAUCCGUAAUGCACUGAAGAACGCCAUGAAGCAGAGGGGACUUGGAGCUUUGAACUUGUAG
Molecule: messenger RNA, 3566 nt
Organism: [Torrubiella] hemipterigena
Lineage: Eukaryota; Fungi; Ascomycota; Sordariomycetes; Hypocreales; Clavicipitaceae
Source: the annotation of a GenBank genome assembly